AUGACCAGCCCGAUGCUUUCUUUUUUUGUUGUUUUACUCAUGACCAUGCUUUCCUAUGGAGCAGUGGAAGGAAUCGACACAUCUCCCCUAAAAUUGGCUGUUCAACCAAAAUGCGGAUCGCUCAGCUCGUCUCGCUUCAACAACUUCAACACAGGUAUCAACCUCAAAAGAAUCAAAACAAUAUACGGAUUUGGUGAUAGCUACAUGAGCAAUGGACAACGAACCGGAAGCCCCCCACCACCAGCGGUGCGAGACGCUAACGAUCCAAAAUACGGCCAACGGGCCACCAACGGUCUGGUCUGGAUCGAACAAUUUGGCCAACAGAUCCGCGCUCUCGUCAAGGAUUAUGCGGUCGGGGGCGCGUCAGUUUCUCGCGUACUCUCGCCUAGCACGGCUCAGCAAACAGAUAUGAUUGAACACGUCCAAACGUUCUUGGACCAGCACAAUCACAUCGAUGCAGCUUCGUGA
Molecule: messenger RNA, 468 nt
Organism: Melampsora larici-populina 98AG31
Lineage: Eukaryota; Fungi; Basidiomycota; Pucciniomycetes; Pucciniales; Melampsoraceae
Exons: 4
Coding region: 1-468 (155 amino acids)
Source: RefSeq, a predicted model, not a curated record